CUCGAGCUCCUGUAGCAGUUCCCCUUACCCCUGUCUCUUUCUCCUCACAGUCACAGCAUGGAUCCUUUCUCCAACUUUAUUUCGGUAUUUUAGUGUCAGUUUCCAGUUGCCUUUGGAUUUAUGGUCUUCGCCUGGAUUCCGUAAAUCACCUGGACGUCAUGUUUACUACAACCGGCUCUCGGGGCCUGUACAAGGCUCCUCUGUCUAAAGGCCUCCUGCUGGUCCUCAAUGGGCUGACUGUGAUGCUCACCCUGCUGCCACAGUACCAAGAGCUGUUCAUAUACAACCUGCAGGCUGUCACACAGCAGCACCAGGUGUUGAGGUUGUUGUGUGGACGGCUGGUCUGUCUCGACGUGAAGGACGCCUUCUGUAGCAGCCUGCUCAUUUACAACUUCCGAAUCUUUGAGAGGAGGUUUGGCACCAGGAAGUUUGCAUCGUUCCUCUUGGGCACUUGGUGUCUCUCUGCGCUGAUGGACUUCCUGCUGGCUCAGACUUUCCAGUAUCUGUUUGACUAUGAGGUGGAGGAACUGCCUGCAGGACUGCUUGCUCCAGUCUUCGCUCUGUUUGUGCCUUUCUACAAGCUGAUCCCCAGGAUGCCAGUCACCCAGGUCCUGGGCCACAUCCACAUCACCAACAAGUCUCUGGUUUACAUAGUAGGCUUGCAGCUGUUGACUUCCAGCCCCUUCAUGUGGCUCCUUGCACUUAGUGGAUUGAUCUCAGGUGGACUGUACCACUCCAAUGUUCUCUGGUUGCAGAAGCUCAUCUUUGUACCCGCCUGGGUGUCUUGUAUUGGGCGCUAUAUUCUGGAGCCACUCUUCUCAAGCUCCCAACCGAGCAGUGAGACUCCUCUGGGGAUGGGUGCAACUUUGGACAUUCAGAGGCAACAAAGGAUGGACAUGCUCGACCAGCAGCUGCUGCUGGCCCAAUACCAGGAGUCCAGAAGGAACAUGAGACAACAGCCACAGUCUGGGUUGCUACAGUGGACCAGGUUGUUCCCCUCCCUGAGACAAAGAGGACAGAACCGACCCCCAAUGCAGCCCCACCCCCAGGCUCAGACACACCCAUCCUCACAGUCACCACUGUUGGACAACUCUUCUGUUGCAGAGGAGCAGGUUGCACGGCUGGUGGAAAUGGGCUUUUCCAGGGUUGAUGCUCUAGAGGCUCUCAGGGCUUCAAACAACGACAUCAACAUGGCAACCAACUUCCUCUUGCAACACUGAGAGAGAGAGAGAGAGAGAGCGAGAGAGCUCAAUGAGAAAAACAGAGGUGAAUGAGCACAGAGAGAGAAAACAGGAAGAGAAGCAUCCAAAGCAGAGGAGCAAAAAGCAAACGAAGAGAAUGAAAGACGAAUUAUGGAGAAUUUGUACAGACAAUCCGUGUUACUGCUCGCUGAAGCUGUUGUCAGGCUGACUCAACCUGAACCGAGCCCGAUAGCAGGCUGAUUAAUGAAGAAGUGUGAAGCACAAAGUGGAAGACAUUUGCAUCAUAGCUUUCUGAUGGCCGUCGUAGUGUGAAGCAGACGUCGUUGCUACAGGCAGACGAGUUAGACCACUAACUCUAAGGGGUUCACUGUGAAAAAUAUACAGAAACCAAACGGGACUCUUCAGUGCAGUGGAGGGAAUAUAAAGUGGG
Messenger RNA from Centropristis striata (black sea bass), 1632 nucleotides. It is a transcript of the gene ubac2, whose product is annotated as UBA domain containing 2. NCBI's taxonomy places the organism in Eukaryota, Metazoa, Chordata, Actinopteri, Perciformes, Serranidae. The record is from RefSeq and is a predicted model, not a curated record. Gene Ontology annotation, molecular function: protein binding; serine-type endopeptidase activity. The transcript has 10 exons. The coding region runs from base 159 to 1220 and encodes 353 amino acids.